Dentiscutata erythropus is the source of this 271-nucleotide messenger RNA. The record is from the annotation of a GenBank genome assembly. NCBI's taxonomy places the organism in Eukaryota, Fungi, Glomeromycota, Glomeromycetes, Diversisporales, Gigasporaceae.
CGUACAAAGUAAAAAUACGAUUCUUUACUAUUAUACUGGUCCUAAGUUAAAUCAAGUCAGAAUGGCUAGAUGCGAACACAUCAACAGUGUCAUAUAUAAAGGAAGUCGCAUAACAGAUCCGCUACCAGAAUCUGCGGACAAUUAUCACAUCUAUUUAGGCUUACAAACUGGGAUGACAGAGCCUCAAUCUCACCACAGGGCUGCCCACCCUUUGGGAACGAAUUCCCGAGAAGGGGUGCAAGAAGCCACCACGCUGACGCCCAAUAAUCAG